AUGGAUAGCUUACCUUCGCAUCUCGUCAAUGAGAUUCUCUUCAGAAUGGAUCUCAAAACUCUUGGGAAGAUGCAAUGCACAGAUAAAUCUUUCCGCUCACGUCUAUCCGAAGACCCGUAUUUUAAGUCUGAAUACAAUUCUCGGGUCGGAUCCAAUUUGUUUUACAUCAGUAGCUAUGGCUCCAAAUUGGUCUGCUACCUCCCUUUCUUCGGUUCUACGUCAACGAGAUCCCUGGAAACCCUAAUAAGCUAUCAGGUUCUAGGCUCUUGCUCUGGCCUUCUAUUACUCUUCGGUCAAGGCCUCUGCGUCGCAAAUCCCUUCACUAAGAAGUUUCGAUUCCUGGAUCACUCUAAGUCAAAUCUUUUCCCUAUGGUAACUAACCGUGUAGUUGUUCCUUGGAAAGAAACGACGUGCAUAGGUUUCGCGGUUGAUCAGAUUGAUAGAACAUCUCAGAGAUUCAAAAUUGUCUGCGUAAAAGGUAGCGAGGCUAGGAAUCCAGGUGAAACAAUGUAUCAGUUCGAGAUUAACGAGGGAGAUUCAUGGAGAAUGUCAAAAACCACAGUGACUUGCCGCUCAAGCAAUUUCGGUAAGCGUACGAGACCUGUUUACGUAAACGGAUCUCUUCACUGGUUGAGAAACGACGGAAGCAUCUUAGCAUUCAACCUCGAAACAGAGAAGGCACGGCUGGUUUCAACUAAAUUUCCGCAAGAACCUAGUACUGUGAAAACAUUGUUUGCCGCCACUGAUAACAAACUAACACUGAUAUGGCCGACGAACGAAGUAAUUUACGUUUACGGCCUGGAGAAUAUUUUCACUGACCCCAAGUGGGUUCUAGUGAGGCGGAUAGGGAACGUAGUGGCGGACACAAAGAGACUCAUCUUCUGGAACGUUGUGGCUUACAACAGAAAUUUUUUAAUGUUGAGGGAGAAGAAUCAUGACGUCUCCGGCGAUGUAGUUCAUCAGUACGACUUGAAAGCUAACAAGUGGGGAGUCAUGGGCUAUAUUCCAAAGUGGUUCUGUUCGAACGGGGACUUUUAUCUGUUUACACCGUCCUCUUCAUCUGUGAUUGGGUUGGAUGAGAAGCUGAAGCCUUGUGAUGAUGAUAAACGCAUCUCCUCUCUAAGCUCGAUUAUGAGACUGCUUGUUGGAAACUCAUCGGAGGAGAAGGAGGCAACGCAACUUAGAAAAAGAUCGAUUGAGGAAGAAGAAACUAAACUCAUGUUAAAGAAGCAACGAAACUAA
This is a messenger RNA of Capsella rubella, 1242 nucleotides long. RefSeq names its product putative F-box protein At1g20795. The transcript has a single exon. Lineage: Eukaryota; Viridiplantae; Streptophyta; Magnoliopsida; Brassicales; Brassicaceae. Gene Ontology annotation, molecular function: protein binding. The record is from RefSeq and is a predicted model, not a curated record. The coding region runs from base 1 to 1242 and encodes 413 amino acids.